Molecule: messenger RNA, 625 nt
Organism: Habropoda laboriosa
Lineage: Eukaryota; Metazoa; Arthropoda; Insecta; Hymenoptera; Apidae
Product: UPF0545 protein C22orf39 homolog
Exons: 3
Coding region: 146-625 (159 amino acids)
Source: RefSeq, a predicted model, not a curated record
UUUGAUAAAAUUAUAUUAUGAAUAAUUGAAAAAUAUCAGUGUAUAAUUGAAAAAUAUAAUUCAAAAAGUAAGCUAUCAUAGUCAUUUGUGCAAUUAAAGAAAGUAGCAGUUAGUAAGCUUAGCUAACCAAAACAAUAAAGUUACGAUGUCUGAAUCCGAGAAUGUAAGUAAAAAUGCAACACCCCAAGAGGAAACCAAGAAGGAAACCACUUCAGUCGAAGACAAAUAUACAUGGAUGGUCAGGCCAUGUGAAAUAUAUAAAGACGAAUAUAAUGAUUGUACAAGUAUAAGAGCACGCUUCCAUCAGUAUUUUGUAUUUGGAGAACCAAUAAAUUGUAAGCAAUGGAAUACUGAUUACAAAAAUUGUAAAAAGUGGAAUACGUACAAAUCCAAAGAAGCAUAUGAUGAAUUGAUAGAAAGUGAGAAGAAACGUAGAUGGGAAAGGUUACAAGGUAAUUUUUAUAAUGAUAUUUGGCAAAAGAGAGACAAACCACCAGAGAAUUGGAAUACACCAUUACCUGAUUGGAUAAUAGAACAAAAUAAAGGUUCAUAUUUAAAAUGUGUAAGUGAAAAUAUAAAAAAUGGAGAAACUAUUAAUGAGAAAAGUUUUUGUACUCUAAUGUAA